UCUUGCGUUGCCUUGGUUGCUCCCGCUCUGGACAUUUUGGACUAAAGAAAAAUAAAUGAAGAAUUAGGAGAAGGAGAGCGCGAGAUGAUGCCGCAGGUAGCCGGGCAGGCAAUGUUGCCAUUGUGUGCCUCCUCAGCUAUGUCUCAAUACUCCGUUUCAGCCUUCCAAUUGUCUCUGCCUCUGCUCCCGCGCUCCAGCUCCAAGCUGCCUUUCUCCUUUUGCUUCCCGCCCCUUAAUCCUUCCUCGCCGCCAUCUUCCACUCCACCGCCUGCUGUGAUUUCCCUUCCCCUCGACACCAAUUUAGAGAACCCCAGCCGCUCCGUCGCCGUUCGCUCCCGUCUUAGCCAGCUAUGCAAGGAAGGCCGGACCGAAUUCGCCCGCCGCCUUUUCGACGCUCUCCCCAGGCCCAUCCCGACCAUUCUUUGGAAUGCCCUCCUCAUUGGCUAUGUUUGCAAUUCCAUGCCAGACGAUGCCCUCCGACUCUACCACCUUAUGAAUUCCACUUCCAAGGCGUGCUCCGACCACUACACCUACUCGUCCGUCCUAAAGGCGUGCGCCGACUCACGCCGCCUCCGCCUCGGCCAGUCUAUCCACUGCCGCAUCCUGCGCCGUUCUCCGACACGCCCCACCAACCGCGUUCUCAACAACUCUCUCCUCAACAUGUACGCGUCAGCGCUCGAUCCCCACCACGUAUUUGUCGUGGAUGCCGUCCGCUUGCUGUUCGACAGAAUGCCCAAGAGAAACGUGGUGUCUUGGAACACGCUGAUUGGGUGGUACGUAAGGUCCCGCCGACCGGCCGUCGCGCUGGAACAGUUUCGGCGCAUGAUUGAGACAGGAAUUAGGCCCUCCCCUGUCAGCUUUGUGAACGUCUUCCCUGCUGCUGCCUCAAUUGGUUCCAUGGAGGGAUUCAACUACUGGCCCGACUUGCUCUACGGUAUGCUUAUCAAAUUUGGGAGCGAGUACGUUGCAAAUGUCUUCGUCGUGAGUUCUGCCAUAUUCAUGUAUUCUGAGCGAUCGGAUGUCCAAUCUGCCAGGCGGAUCUUUGACUGCGCCGCUGAGAAGAACAUCCAAGUAUGGAAUACCAUGAUUGGGUGUUAUGUUCAGAAUGCUUGCUACCAAGAAGCUCUUGCACUUUUUUUGCAAGUUUUGGAAUCUGUUGAGGUUGUUGCGGAUGAUGUGACUUUCCUGGCCUCCCUGAUGGCAAUUUCAGGGUUGCAGGAGAAUGGGUUAGGACAACAGGUUCAUGCGUACCUGAUCAAAGAGAAUACAACAAAGCCGCUUUCUUUGAUCCUCAACAAUGCUCUCAUGGUCAUGUAUUCGAGAUGUGAUGAUGUCAUAUCUGCUUUAGACGUUUUCUGCCUCAUGUCAGAGAGAGAUAUUGUGAGUUGGAACACCAUGGUUUCUGCCUUUGUGCAGAAAGGCCGGAACUUUGAAGGUCUGCGGCUUGUAUAUGAGAUGCACAAGGCAGGCCUGGCAGCUGAUUCAGUCACAGUUACCGCGUUGCUUUCAGCAGCAUCUAAUCUGGGCAGCCUCAAUGUGGGAAAGGAAACACAUGGCUAUCUCAUCCGCCAUGGAAUUGCGUUUGAAGGGAUGCUUAGUUAUCUCAUCGACAUGUAUGCAAAAUCUGGUUGCGUUGAGACAGCUGGACGCAUCUUUGAAGGGGAUGAAUGUGAUGAGAGAGAUCAGGUCACAUGGAAUGCUAUGAUUGCUGGGUAUAUGCACAAUAAAAAUCUUGACAGGGCUGUUUCUUUGUUCUGCAAAAUGCUGGGUGGAAACUGCUUGCCUAACCAUGUAACCAUCUCAUUAAUCCUCCCUUCUUGUGACCCUAUUGAAGGAAUCCAAGCUGGCAAACAGAUUCAUGGGUUUGCCAUCCGCCAACACCUGGAUAAUAACGUCUUCGUAGGCACGGCCCUUGCAGACAUGUAUUCAAAGUGCGGCGGGAUUACCUUCGCUGACAGAGUGUUCAAUUUCAUGAAGGAAAAGAACAGAGUCACCUAUACUACAAUGCUUUCAGGCUUUGGCCAGCAUGGGCUUGGUGAGAGAGCUCUUUCGCUUUUCAAGAACAUGCAGUCUUUGGACAUAAAGCCUGAUGCACUAACUUUCGUGGCGCUCAUAUCAGCUUGUAGUUACAGUGGCCUAAUCGAUGAGGGCCUGGCUGUUUUUGAAUCGAUGGAAGAGUAUGGGGUUGUGGCUACAACUGAGCAUUACUGCUGUGUUGUGGACUUGUUAGGUAGAGCCGGGAGGGUAGAGAAAGCAUAUGAGUUUGUGAGGGAUCUUGGUGAUAGUGGAAAUCACGUUGGCAUUUGGGGUUCCUUGCUUGCAGCCUGUAAGCUUCAUGGUAAGUACGAGUUGGGGAAAUUGGUCUCAAGGAGGUUAUUUGACAUGGAAAAUGAAAAUCAAAAUGGUAUCGCAGGUUACCAUGUUCUAAUGUCAAAUGUGUAUGCUGCGGAGGGGAGAUGGGAUGGUGUUCACCGAGUAAGGCAGGAAAUGAAAGGAAAGGGGUUGAUAAAGGAGCCUGGUUCCAGUUGGAUUGAGGUGCGGGAUGCAUCUCACAGAUUCAUGUCAAGAGAUAAAAAUCACCCUGAAGGUGACCAAAUACACGCGAUGCUUGAUCGGUUGGCAUUAGAUAUGAGGUCAUCAGUUGACAAACAUGAUAGCUCUGACCUUACUUGUGAGAUCUCGGAUUUAGAUUUAUAAUUGUCUGAUGACGAGUCAUCCCACCGGGUGGCUUAUGGAAUUUUGACAUUUAUUCGUUAAAGACAGUGCGCUGUUGACCUUCAAAAUUCCUUGGCCGCAAGCAUUGCAAAGGUCCUCAAGCAAUAGAGGACUCUAAUUUGUCCUGAGAUGGAUGCUCUAUCCUCAUGGGUGCAUUUUUUCAACCGAUUAUACUCCUAGAAAAAAUAGAAAAGCUCAGGCUCCGGAGGACUUUCGAAUGUUUAGGGCAUGCAUUAAAAAUAUUGUCAUCUGAAUCCAAAAUUGAUGGUCGUGCAUCCAAAGAGAGGCUUCCAGACGUACCGUCAUUAGCUUCCUAGCUUGGACGCCUUUUCUGCUAUUCCAGACGUACCAUUUUUUCUUUUCCAUACAAGGUUCUGUUUGGUUGCUUGUAGAAAAGGAGUAUGCUUUAGAUGAUGACGAUGAGUUUAUUUUCAUUCAAUUUAUAUGUUAAAACUAUAUCAUUAUAUUUGAAGAAGCUUUUGAAGUUUCAGAUAGAUGUUGAUUUCUAAUAACAUCUGUUACAUCCCCCUGUACCAACCAUUUCAGCAUAACUGGGUCAGUUGUGUUAAAGAACCUGACACAUCAUGUACCUUCUAGGCCUUUUCUGUACAGAACUCUAUAUAUAUUGAGUUCACCUGUUAUUUCAUUAAUAAGAUUCAUUUCUAUUAUUUCA
This is a messenger RNA of Dendrobium catenatum, 3388 nucleotides long. RefSeq names its product pentatricopeptide repeat-containing protein At3g22150, chloroplastic. The record is from RefSeq and is a predicted model, not a curated record. Gene Ontology annotation, biological process: RNA modification. Bases 85 to 2697 code for a protein of 870 amino acids. The transcript has a single exon. Gene Ontology annotation, molecular function: RNA binding; protein binding. Lineage: Eukaryota; Viridiplantae; Streptophyta; Magnoliopsida; Asparagales; Orchidaceae.